Messenger RNA from Diaporthe amygdali, 822 nucleotides. RefSeq lists its product as uncharacterized. NCBI's taxonomy places the organism in Eukaryota, Fungi, Ascomycota, Sordariomycetes, Diaporthales, Diaporthaceae. The transcript has a single exon. Gene Ontology annotation, molecular function: metal ion binding; RNA binding. The record is from RefSeq and is a predicted model, not a curated record. Bases 1 to 822 code for a protein of 273 amino acids.
AUGGCACCAUCAGCCACCGCGACAAUAACGAACGAGUUGUCGCAACAGCUGCUGUCCAAGGCAGCACCUUCAAACACACCUACGUUCGCCUUCACGCCUUUUCUCCAGCGAACCUACCUCCAUAGCCUCCCCGCCGACCGUCCAGUAUGCAAAGCCUACAUCAACGGCCACUGCCCCCUCGGGACGCGCUGCCCCGAGCGCCAUGUCUCCAUCCCGAAUAGCGGCGGAAAACAGGACGGCGGACACCCUUUCAAUUCGCUUGUCUGCAAGCACUGGCUGCGUGGCCUGUGCAAAAAGGGCGAGAGCUGCGAGUUUCUGCACGAGUUCAACCUACGCAAGAUGCCGGAGUGCAACUUCUUCCUGCGCAACGGCUUCUGCUCUAACGGCGACGAGUGCCUGUACCUGCAUAUCGACCCCCAGAGCAAGCUGCCGCCUUGUCCACACUACGACCAGGGUUUCUGCCCGCUGGGGCCGAGGUGUGCCAAGAAACAUGUGCGCAAGAAGAUGUGUCCCUAUUUCCUCGCCGGGUUCUGCCCUGACGGGCCCGAGUGCAAGGAAGGGGCGCACCCAAAGUGGAAGACAGCCCUAGAAAAACCCAGCGUCAAGGUCGAGAAGAAGGAAGAUGACGGGUCUGUCCCGGGAAAGAGGGAACAUGUCGACGACGAGGAUGACGGCUCGAUCAGGGACUUUGGAGACAGGCAUCGUGACCGUGACCGGGACAGGGACAGGGACCGUGGCUUCGAGCGUGGAGGGCACCAGGGCAGAUUUGGUGGUCGUGGUGGUAAAUGGAGAGGCAGAGGAAGGGGACGGGGAAGGCAUUGA